UGUGGCCUGCGGACGUCUCUUUAUACUAAUAACUGCGCCGGUCGCGUCGCACGAGACACGUUUUCAAAAACAAUCUCCCGAUAAAAUUAUUAUCCAAAAAUAGGUAAUAAUUAUUAUAUUGUAAUUACCGAAAAUAAAAUAAAUUUAAAACGGCGUUGUUACACAACACGCGAUUUUAUAGCGUCAAUAAUAAUAUUAAUAUUUAAUAUACUGUUAUGUCGCAUCGAAAACGUCUCUCGCGAGAGUCGAGACGUUAACCGCGGUUUUUGUUUUUGCUUCGCCUGAGCUUCAUAAUAUUAUCUUUGCCGUCGAUUUCGAAACAAAUAUGGAAUAAUUUUUACAAUAUUAUUGUGAUAAAUGUAAGUACCUACACACGGUGUAAAUAAUCAUCUUUCGAUUCAGAAACCACCAACGGACGUGUCAAAUCCACCACGCUGCAGGUAUUAACGAAAUACCUAAUCGGCUAUAAUUAUUGUGAAAAUACUAUGGAGAAUAAAGCAAUGAUAUACAACUUCGGUCCAGACGGCAGUGAUGCGUGUUGGGCCGCGUUGACGAGUUCAUGGACUCGUUUUUCGAAACAGCAAGACCUUAACACAAUACAAGUCUCGUGUGAUAGUUCAGCGUGCAGUGAUGUCGAAGCACAGUUCAACGAUACCACAAGAACCCUCAACUCGUGGCCGGUCAAGUCACGUAGGCCAACCAAAAAAAAGAAGCAGAACGUUGUGACCGCGACGACGACGUCACGGUCUCCGCCGCCCCGACCACUGCCGCCGGCUUCGCCAAAGGCCCUCAAACGCCGAUCGGGAGUACAACUGCAGCGAACGGCCAACGAACAGCUAUCCAGUUCGGCGGAGGUUAUGGAGCAGACGAUUUCGGAACCGCCGUUGACUAACGGCCCGUGUAACUGCAGCCAAUCAGUAAAUUCGGAACUGCCUGCCGAGAAAAACGUCACGGGCAACAACAACAACAACGACGACGACGUCGACGUCGACGACCGCGACGAGAACAGUGACAGAAACAAGUGGAAGUGCAACUGGGCAGCGGUCGAUGUCGCCGACCAGGAACGGCAGCAACUGAUGCUGUGCGCGGCCGACUCCGGAUCGUCGACAGACAUUAAAGAACCGGCCACCGUUUACGCCGAGCAGCCGAUCAAACACGCGCUGCGGGACGGAGGCGACCGCGUUUCGUCCGCGUCCCGUCCACCGACUCCGUCCACUGCUGCACAAGAGCCAAUCGAACACGCGCUUCGGGACGAAAGCGACCACGUUUCGUCCGCGUCCCGUCCACCGAAUCCGUCCACUGUCGCCGAGCAGCCAGACGAACGCUCACAACAGAUCGUCGAAGGCGACCGCGAGUCGACCGCCUCCAGUCCACCGACGACGUCGUUCGCCGUCACCGAGAAGCUAGUGGACGCCGAACACCCGGCGACGGUGGAAGUCUGCGCGGGCUACCGCGAAGUCGUUUCGUCGCCCACGUUGUUAACACAGUUUCCACUGCAGAUGACUUUGACCGCUGACGCCGCAAAGCCGAUGGUCAUCACAGUUGUCCCGCCGCCGUCGUCACUGCGAUCGCAGCUCAAUGACAACGAAGAGUGUCCAGUUCAACCGAAUUUGGGUAUAAUAGUAUUCUCAGAAAAACCGUUGUCCAAGUACGAGAUGAAGAUUAAAGAAAUAGACAACAGUAUAAUAUCGUACUCGAAAUCGUUUUUGAGCACGGUGCUGUUUGUCGUGCUCCUCCGCGUCCUAUUUUAAACACAAAACACUCCAAUUCAACUAAUAUUUAAAAAAAAUUGUAUAUUAUAUAACUGGCGUACGAGUAAUGUUCUCUUUCAACCUGUUAAUCCGAGGGAUUUUGAUUUUCAAACACAAUCGUCAUAUUUUAAACGGAUGUUUUUGAAAAUCGAUCUUCCAUGGACCCUUAGUAAACGUUACUCGUCCGUGUCAGAUGAUAAUAAUAAUAAUAAUUAUUAACUUGGACCAACAUUUUUUUUUCAAAUUAUGUUAUACGUCUAUUGAU
Molecule: messenger RNA, 2016 nt
Organism: Melanaphis sacchari
Lineage: Eukaryota; Metazoa; Arthropoda; Insecta; Hemiptera; Aphididae
Exons: 5
Coding region: 486-1751 (421 amino acids)
Source: RefSeq, a predicted model, not a curated record